This is a messenger RNA of Silurus meridionalis, 2444 nucleotides long. It is a transcript of the gene rprma, whose product is annotated as reprimo, TP53 dependent G2 arrest mediator candidate a. The record is from RefSeq and is a predicted model, not a curated record. The coding region runs from base 464 to 790 and encodes 108 amino acids. Lineage: Eukaryota; Metazoa; Chordata; Actinopteri; Siluriformes; Siluridae. The transcript has a single exon.
AGUAAUUGCUAUGGACUUCACUUGAAUGGCUCCACUAUAAUGUGAUCCUGCUGAGUGUGAUGAGACGGAAAACUGGAACCCACCUGUAAGUUGGAUGUCGUGAUGUCGCUCUAGGUGGCGCCAUUUGGCGCGUGUCCCAGCUCCGACGGGAUUGCGCACGUGUGUGUGUGUGCGCGCGUGUGCGUGUGUGCGCGCGCCUCUCGUUUCCACCAUAAAUGGUUUUCCCCAGCAGGUACAACAUCCCAUUGCCUGUGCACCGGGCGCGCGCUGCUUUAUUACUUCCGCCUUUGACACGCAAUCACGGGAUGCUGAGUGCAAAGCGGCAUGGAGCUCCUUCUGCCUGCACAUUUCCUUCCACGUCUGUUUUGGGUUCAUACUUGAUGAACUAAAAUAAGACUUUUUUAUUUUUUGAAUAAUCUUUUAUCUGUUGUUUAAGUGAGCUCUUGGGUGCCGAAGAACGGAAAUGAAAAUGAACGGCACCACGUUUAACCAAACGGACGGCGGUAUUUUCUCCAACAGGACUGAGGAGAUCUUGACGUGUUGUAACUUCUCGUCGGUGGUGACGGACGACGGCUUCGCGGCGGCGGCUGCCCCGGAUGAUGAGCGCAGCCUGUUCGUGAUGAGAGCCGUGCAGAUCGCCGUGAUGUGCGUUCUCUCUCUCACCGUGGUGUUCGGCAUCUUCUUUCUCGGCUGCAACCUCCUCAUCAAAUCCGAGGGCAUGAUUAACUUUUUAGUGACGGAUCGGCGACCGAGCAAAGAAGUCGAAGCGGUUAUAGUGAGCGUGUAUUAGCGCGCUCUGUGCGCACCAAGGCGAAAACUCGACACGUUUAGACGCACCUGGAUCUUUUUUUUUUUCCAGCUAAAGCAUUCAAAGCGUCUACUGUACGUACGAACUGAUCCGAAGUUCCUCUUCAGCCAAAGUGUGUGUAUGUGUGUUAAAGAGCAUCCUACAGAUUUGAUGUGCACACCACCGAAAUCACAACGAAGGUCGAACAUACGAACCUUAACUCUUAUAUUAGAUGUUCUUUACCGAAAGUAUUUUUUUUUUGGCGUGUAAAUGCGGGUUUGGAUACAUGCAACAUGUCUGCAACAAGCCGUGCGCACUUCCGACGUGAUUUUUUUUGUAUGAGCACAACUUAUUAUAAAUAAUCACGAUUUUUGUAUAAGUGCACGGAUGUGCGUUUGUUAAAACUGAAAGGCUACACAUAUUGUUUGACGUUUAAUGUAAUAAAGAAUUUAUUAAUGUACAUGAAAAGUGUUUUUAGGAUUUUUGCAAUACCUACAGAAGCGUGAAAGAAUAGAUAUUAUAGGCUCUUGAAUAACAAAAAAUACAGUUUUUUUUGCUUUAACACAAUAAGGAAAAUAUAAUAUAUUCUUUUCUAUAUUUAUAAAAUCUGCAUUCAUUCAAAAACUUAGAUUGUGUGUCUGUCAAAAUCUGUGAAAGCAUUAAAUAAUGCGUUUCAUAAUAUGCACAUAUACACACUCAUACAUGUGCAUGAUGUCCCCCUGCAGGGAAAGUUAGAGUUUAAAUGGGAUAUCAGUGGGGAUUAAUCUGUCCCCGUCAUUACAGCACCUGAGCGCCUGUAUCUUAACUUACUACGUCACUGGGAUUUUCAGCAUAUAAUAUAAUCUUUGUCUUAAAAUUUAGCUUUGUAUGUAGUCCCUAAAUAUAAAUUAGUAUGCAUGUAAUUGAAAAAUGUGUAAAAAUUAUUUUCUUUAAAAAAGGGAACCAUCCGCUCGGCCUGGCUGCAGUAAUCUCAGGUCGAAUAAACCAAUUCACAGCUCUGAAGAAGGGUGAAAAACAUGAUGAGUCAAUUCAUACGUUGUCCCAACAAGCAUAUAUGAUUACACUGGGUUUAAUAAUUAAUGAAACAUUGUUGAGGUGAUCAUUUGACUGAUUGCUCGUGUAGCGUACGUUAGUUCCUGAUGAAACUGAGCAGCUUGAAGAGUUGUCUUACAUCUUACUAGUAAAUCUUUUGUUGUUCAGAUUUGCCUGAUUGGAUUACUAUGAAUAAGUUAUCAGUUUGAGUUCAGGAGUAAUCUAACUCCUAUUCACAUGUUCAGUUUUUCAGUAGUGAUCGCCCACUGUGGUCUAAUAGCAGGGGGUUCCUUCAUGCUGGACAUCAUAGUGGGUUAUAGAUUCAAAAAACAAGUUGUAAAUCUUUUCCAAACGUGUUUACCACAUGUAUGUCAGUGAUUAAGUAGAGGUGCCAGCUGUAAGCCAGACCUAUUUAUAUGAGUGUGAGAGAGCUGUGAGUUUGCUAACUUCACAGUGAAUUAUAAUGAAAAACGCACACAUAUAGAUCUAGACAGAUCACGAUUACAUCAUUCCUGUUUAAAAUAAAAGGAGAUAGUUAAAUGUUAUUCACCCUUUCAUCAAGUUUGACCAAAGCAACUACUCACUAUUUUAAGAUUUGGACUAGUGUAUAUAUGAAUAAAUUGCA